Messenger RNA from Microthlaspi erraticum, 303 nucleotides. The record is from the annotation of a GenBank genome assembly. Lineage: Eukaryota; Viridiplantae; Streptophyta; Magnoliopsida; Brassicales; Brassicaceae.
AUGUCCAAAUUCCACACCUGGAAUCUAGCCGUAAGGGCCCAUUACCUUGAUCCAAGAUUGAAGUCCAGGCCCACUCAAGCCCAGCAAGAAGACUCGAGCCCACCAAGCGACUCCCUCGUAAGCCAGUUAACUGCCAUCCGAGCUAUUCCGGUCGACGUAAAGACGAGCUCCAGCUCGAUCAAGGACCAGGUCGGCACUGCGAAGAAAGACGAAGUCAAAGAAGAUCUCCUUCAAAUCCGGUCUGGUCCGAGAUCACCGGGAUCGUUAGCUGCACGUGGCGAGAUACGCGGAGGUGGAUCGUAG